GGUAGUCAUUCUUCGUACGGGCGCCGUACGAGUCGGAAGUAUUUCUACCAAGUGGGAGCUACUCGUGUGAGAUUUCAUCGUUUGUUUGUUUGCAGUGUUCCCAACUUGUUACAUUUUCCCAAUAGAGUCUCCCAGCACAGGGUGCGGUGAUAAGUUGCAAGUGAAACUUGUUGGAAAGUUUAUCUUUGGUAAAAAGUUUGAGGAUAUACUGUUGGCGCGAAUGAGAGAAAGGGGUGCAAAAAGUAAAAUAAUAUUUUCGUAAAUAUUUUACUUUGCAAAAGGAUAAAUUCAUUAUUCAGAGAACAUCGAGAGAAGGAGAGUAAAACGCAUCAGGUGCAAUAUAAACUCCACACUUGCUGCAUACAGGCGCUGAAUUUUAAAAGAGGAGCUCAUAUUAGAAAUUGCUCUAUUUAACACUGCAUUUGUAGAAGGUGUUGCGCUUCAUACCUGUGCUGUGGUAUUAAAGCAUUUUUUUUCUUUUGGGAGCCUCUCUAUUAGUUCCAGGAACGUUAAAUAUUUGUGAGGAACUCUAGACAUUUUUUUUCGUCAUAUUUUUUUUUCUCGAAAAGUGUUUAGAGAGGAUAAGAGUAUAGAGGCAGAUCUGAAAAUGUUAUUUGAAAAGACCUUUGUGGCCAUUGUGCUUAUUGUGUGUUGCCUGGAGGCAUCGAGUGUAUUGGCGGGCUCAUGUCGGGAGUCCUCGCUUUGUUGCAACGGCCGCGAUUCGUCGUGUGUUGUGCAGAAAGCACCCAUAAAUGCCAUCAUCGAGGAUCUGAGCGAUAAGCCAUGCUAUUGUGACCAUGCUUGCUUGCGACUGGGUGAUUGCUGUGAGGACUUCAAACAAUACUGUGGAGUUCUGGAUUGCUUGGUCAGCGAAUGGGGUCCCUGGAGUGAGUGCGAUGCCACGUGUGGCACGGGGAUGAUGUCUCGCAACCGAACUGUGGUACGGCCGGCACAGAAUGGUGGCAAACACUGCCCGUCGUUGGUGCAGAAGCGUGGAUGCCAGGGAUUCAAGUGUCAACACCAUCAGGACCGAAGAGUAAUGCGAGAAAUGGCCCUCCUCCUGCCGGCAUCUCUGUCCAAGAGCCGCCAUGAGAAUGACACCAGCGACAUUCGGCGGAACUUGAGACUUCGCUAUCGGGACUCGUUCAAGCACAACCGCGGAAAUGAGUAUUGCGUUGAAUUCGAAGUGCUGAAAGCUUCAAAGGCCUGUCACAAGCUACCACCGUAUGAUAAACUCCUCGAGGGGGAUCGAAUUGUGGUGCGAUGUGAUCUGGAGGCACUUCAGAGGGAUACCACGGUGACAGAGUCCAGCAAUUCGGUGCUAGAUGAGGAUCAGCAGUUACCGCCGCAGGGUAAAUUCCGAUGUCGAGGUGAAGGUCUUCCGGGUCGUAAUUCACGAUGGAGUGCCCUGGCGGCACCCUCGUGCCACGGCAAAUGGCUCCGAUUGACCCUGGACCAACCGAAGAAGUGCACAGAAUCCCAAUUUAUUUUCGUAUAAUUGACCCUAAUGUUAGGUACCAGCCAUUCUAUAUAAUUUUCUUUUAAUGUGCAAAAAACUUUUUUUCUCAUGCUACUUUACAUUAGUUUUCCUUUCAAACUCAUUUUACUUCUAAUAAUGAUUUUUUGUCUGCUAAAAAAAUCACAUAAUAUUAAAUAGAAUAAAACUUAUACAGAUAGUCUUAGAAUAAUCGCAAAGAUAUAGCCCCCUGUCCCCUAAAAGAAAAGAGAGAGAGAACCUGUUGAUGGCAAUAAAAUCCAUGUCCCUAUUUUUACAUGAGGAGCUAGAGGUAUAUAUGUAGAAGAAUAUAUACGUGUCAUAACUGAUAAUUUAAGUUAUUUUAGGUAAAAAGAGAGAGAGAGCAAGUAAGAUGUAAUACUCAAUCCCAAAAGCGAAUCGGGUGAAUUUUUUAUCACCCAACAAAAUGAUAUUUCACGCAAAAUUUGUACAUAAAAAAGCAUGAA
Messenger RNA from Lutzomyia longipalpis, 1962 nucleotides. RefSeq names its product somatomedin-B and thrombospondin type-1 domain-containing protein (gene vex). The transcript is spliced from 5 exons. NCBI's taxonomy places the organism in Eukaryota, Metazoa, Arthropoda, Insecta, Diptera, Psychodidae. The record is from RefSeq and is a predicted model, not a curated record. The coding region runs from base 608 to 1498 and encodes 296 amino acids.